Molecule: messenger RNA, 2610 nt
Organism: Silurus meridionalis
Lineage: Eukaryota; Metazoa; Chordata; Actinopteri; Siluriformes; Siluridae
Gene: psmd5
Product: proteasome 26S subunit, non-ATPase 5
Exons: 10
Coding region: 157-1671 (504 amino acids)
Biological process (GO): proteasome assembly
Cellular component (GO): cytosol
Source: RefSeq, a predicted model, not a curated record
UGGGGGAAUAGCUUUAAACCUUUCACUCUGAAUCUUUGACAGACUGUUCUGCAGGUGGCUGCAGGCUUUCCGCGCAUGCGCACUUUCACACUCCGGUUACGUUUUAAGAGAGGCGGGCCGGUUGCAUAGUGACGCGUUUCAAACAAUCGGCGCAUAAUGGCGUCCGCUAUCGAACGUUUGCUAGCAGAAAUAGCCGAAGUUGAGGAUCCAAUCGAGGGACUCAGGAGCCUAAGGACAGCUGUUUUGGCGACCCCUGCUAUUCCGUUGAGGGAAACCGUUUCGAUUGCGCAGCUGGGAAUCAUUUUCUCGCUGCUGAACACAAAUGACAAGGAGCAGAUAGAUGUGUGUGUGGAGAUUUUGGGAAGGGUCUUGGAGGUAUUGGACCCGGCUCACCUGGCCUUCACCUACAAAGUGGAGCUCCAGAGUGGACUUAACCAUCCUAAUGAUUCUGUCAAACUGCUCUCUCUCACUCAGAUCAGGCGUGUGCUUGGCAAUGCUGAUGGGGUUAAAGAGCUGACAAAUAAUCCUGAGAUUUUACAAGAUGUGAUCCAUUGCAUGGUGGCAGACAGUAUAGGUGUAUCUAAAGAGGCGAUAUCUGCUCUCAGCAAGCUAACUGACACAAAGGCAGGGCUUGAUGCUCUGUUUCGCUCUGAUUUGUUGGAAAAACUAAAAAAUGUGAUGGCCGUCAGCGACAUUGUCAGAUACAGAGUGUACGAGCUGGUGGUGUUGAUCUGCUCCGUGUCCCCUGUCUCACUGGGUUACUGUGCCAGCAGCAACAUUGUCUCCAAACUACUCGAGGAGCUGACUGGAGAUGAUGUUCUCCUCAGAGUGACAGCUAUCGAGAUGGUUACCAAUCUGGCUCAGAGCCAUCAUGGCCGUCAGUACUUGGCCCAGCAAGGAAUCAUGGAUAAAAUCUACAACAUGAUUGUGGCUGCAGAAUCGGAUCCCUUCUCUAAUUUCUACCUGCCAGGCCUUGUGAAGUUCUUUGGGAACCUGGCCAUUAUAGACAGCCCACAGCAGGUGUGUGAGAAAUACCCAGCAUUCCUCAACAUGGUGUUUGCCAUGGCAAUGUCCCCUGACUCCACACAAAUCCCUGUUGCUCUGGAUACACUGGGAGUGUUGGGUGGCACUGUUGAGGGCAAGCAAGUUCUGCAUAAAACAGGUGAACAGUUCAACACCGUGGUAAAGAGAAUGAGUCGUUUAGCCCAAGAUGGAGCUACUGAACUUCGAGUGAGGAGCCUGGAGGCCAUUGCUCAGCUUUUGACAUUACCAGUGGAGCAGCAAACUGAUGACCUGUUGCUUUUAACAGAGUCAUGGCUCUGUUCUCUGAGCUCAGAUCCAAUGGAAAUGAUCAAGAACAUCAGCACCCAGCCAUUCCCUGAGUUACACUGCAGUGCACUACACAUAUUUACUGCAAUUGCAUGCCAGCCUUGGGGCCAGCGGAUGAUGAUGUCAUCACCAGGAUUUGCUGAAUGGGUGGUGGAGCGCUCUGUUAGCAAGGGAAAGGAGGUGAAAGACUGUAAGUUCGAGCUGGUCGGUGCACUGUUGAGCUCACCUAGCACACAAGAAAUAUUUGGCGCUCAAAAUUACAUGAAGCUGAAAAGAUACCUAAAGGAGGGGCCCUAUCACGUCGAGGCCAUAGCUUCAGUCACCACCGAGGGAGCAGACUAAUGUAAAAAGCCAAACAUUUAAUACUGUUCAUUCAUUUACAGAAGUGUAGUUCUUUUCUAUUUACAUAAAGACUUUCAGAACUUAGUACACAACCCAAUACAUCUUAGAACCACAGUCAAAUCUUCUGGGUUUUUUUUGUAUUAAAGCAUUCAAGAUUAAACAAAUCUCACACCACAUCCCAUUAGCGUGCCCACCAGGCAAGUAAAACCUUAGAAAAAUGGCUUAUCUUAAUGAAGUAUAUUUACACAGAAUGUGCUUCACAAAAUACAUUAGAAUGCAUCUCAGUAAUAGCUAGUUAAAUAGCUAGGUAUUUACAAUAAAGUGUUUGAAUUGAUAAAAUCUCAUAUAGGGGAUGAUUUACACAGUGUAUUCUAAAGUCAUUAGAAAAUUUGACUUUUCUUUGUCUGGUUGAACAAGAAAAAAAAAAAGGGCCAUCAUACUGAUCUUACUUGUUUGAAACCGUAAAUUAUAUAUAGGAUGAUUGCUACUGAUUUAUCUUCCACUGAAACGGUGUAAAUUUUUAAUACACUAUAAACCACACCACUAUCAGUUUUAUAGAAAUGUUGGUGGGGAAAACUGGACAUGCAAUGACAAGAAGAUACAAAUCUGGAGUAACAUCUGGUCACUUACUAGUGUAAACUCACAAAUUGCUGAAAAAUGUUCUAAAAUGCUUUAAAUACACAUCUAACCCCUGAUUAACAGUGGUGUUCAUUUACCAAAAGUGAUUCCAAGUGCAAGUCAUCUACACAUCAUUGAGUAAAGCACUAAUGUUUGUGUUACUUGUUGGGCUAAAUUGAAUUUGGCUCUUUUUUUAUAUCUUUGUUACUAUUUUUUGCUAUUAAUUCAUCUGGUUAUAUUUUUUUCUGCUGGUUGAUUUCAUCAUUGAAUUUGGUUGUUUUUGAAUUGGUGUGGUGUUCAUAAUAAAUUAUUUUUAAGAAA